Molecule: messenger RNA, 690 nt
Organism: Schistocerca cancellata (South American locust)
Lineage: Eukaryota; Metazoa; Arthropoda; Insecta; Orthoptera; Acrididae
Product: histone-lysine N-methyltransferase PRDM7-like
Exons: 6
Coding region: 1-690 (229 amino acids)
Cellular component (GO): nucleus
Molecular function (GO): protein binding; histone methyltransferase activity
Source: RefSeq, a predicted model, not a curated record
AUGGUGAAGGUUAAUUCUCCAUUAAGAAUCACUGGACCUGCUUCAUCAUUGCCAGGACAUGUCGGUUACAAGCCUGUUACAUAUGAACUCCGGCAACGUAAAUCUAGAAGUUACAGAGAAGACAGUUCAUCUGAAAAUGAUGAUGAUUAUCUAUUUUGUGAUGAGUGCAACAGAGAAUGGUUUGGUGAUUGUCCUUCUCAUGGACCACUUAUUCAUAUAAUGGAUACACAGGUUCCAAUGUACCCCUUAGACCCAGAAAGAGCAGCAAAAACGUUACCUAGUAUCUUCCGAAUAGGACCAUCUUCAAUACGAAAAGCAGGUUUGGGUGUGUGGACAACUACUUCACUUUCGCCACGUACAGUAUUAGGACCUUUUGAAGGAUCUCUUACUGAUACUGCUAAUGACGAAAGUUAUUGUUGGUUGGUCAAGGAGAAAGGUCGUCCUGCAGGAUUCAUAGACGCCAGUGACAGCAGCAUCUCCAACUGGAUGCGGUUUGUAAACUGCUCACGUCACGAGAGAGAGCAAAAUCUUCUAGCGUUUCAGUACAAGAGGAGAAUAUACUACCGCACCACUCGUCCUGUACUACCUAAUGUAGAGCUGCUUGUGUGGUAUGGUGACGAAUUGGGGAAAGCUUUGGGCAUUGACAAGAAGAAAUACUGCAUUGAUAAAAAGUGCUCACAAUUCAAGUAA